AUGACAGCGAUGCUACCGCUUCAUUCAGCCACUGUAGCCGUCAGUGGCGAUGGUCAUGUGCUGACUGAGUGAGUCGUCACGAUAUCUGAUUCGGUGCCCGACGACCGGUGGCGGAGGCGCAUUCUGCCGUCCCUUCUCGUCCAUGAGGCGGUCUGUGUCCGAGCGACCUGCUGGGCGAAGGCGGCUCUCGUGACCGCCGCUCUGCUGGUGGAGCGCAUCGACGGCUCCCUCGUCCGCCACUCCCUCACCGGCCUCAUCGACAUCGACCGCACCGCCCCUCUCCCAUUCAGCUAUGUGCUGCGGGCGGCCUAUGUGCUGGAGCAGGGCAGCAACGAGUGGCCUGGGAUGGAACGGUUCAUCCGGCUGGCCGCCAUCUAUCGGCUGACGCCUGCCAAUGGGCUGCCCCUGGUGCUGUCGGCUCAGUGGCUGGCAGCCCACCUUCCCAGCAGGACGGCAUUCCACCAGCUGCCAUUGGCCAUGGCAAUCUAUCGGCUGUUCGGCCACCUGCUCACACACCACACACACAGCCUGGCGCUGCAGGAAAUCGACAACCGACACUAUUGGAUCGGCGAUGUAGAGACAUUUCGUGUGGUGCCGUUGGGUGAGUUGCCGGGCGGCCAUCGCUAUGCUGACGGCUACAAGCGAGCUGACCCCGCCAUCCGCUCGAGCACUUACGUCUUCCCCUUUUUUUCGGCAUUCCUGCUGAACAGUCUGCUCUCCUACUGGUGCGAUGGAGAGGGGGUGGGUCACAGGAGGGUGCUGCGUGCGGACAUCGGCCGUGGUGACUGUCGGUAUGGUCGUCUGGUGAGGACCGACGGCAUCACAGAGGACUUGGGCAUCGUCGCCGACUGGGGCUACGAUAGGGGCAAUCUUGACUGGGUAUAUGUGGGGAUGGAGAAGCGCUUUGUCGUUGUGAGCGGCUUCCGCCAGGGCGAGACGAUCGCUGCCUAUCUGCUUGUGGAGUUCGGCUCCAUCCAUCUGUACACCACUGAGCGGCCUGCUGCCAAUACGCCUGCAUCUCUCACUGUCCGCUUCUCCGGGUCGAUGCCCUUGUGGCGCCGUCUGCUGCGUCCAUUCGGUCUCAAGAGUGACGUCAUUGACAGGGGGACGGUGGUGGGGUGAGUGAUGCCGGCCGGCUGGGGGGCUAAUGGCUGCAGGGGUGUGCACGUGUGAGUGUCCGGUGACUUGACGCAUUGAGCACGUGAGUACUCCGUAGACUAGAGAGACUGAUGAUGACAAAUUUCCCUUAAGCCACGUCUUUAUGUGUAUUACACAUGCGUCUGUCCAUCCAUCCGAGCAGUCGACCACGGGAAGGCAAGACCCACACAGACAUGCACACACAAAGACCUCACACAUCGUCUAUUCGUGCCCUCAUGCAGUCAUCGUGUUGUGUUGGGUUCCAUUAGGCAUCCCCUGGCCGCCGUGUGAGAGAUAGCGGUGUCGUUGUCUGUCGUUGCUGCGCGUGGUGUGUUGCGACGCGUUGAGAGAGCAUCCCUCCAUAGCUUCACAGGUAUGGUGCGAAAGCAGCACAGGGCCCAGGGUGCCUCUGUCUGUUGAUGGAUCAUCCGUGUGGUUUUGCUUCUCUUCGCCUCUGCAGGCAGCGUAUCGAAUCGGCGGCACGUGCCGGCUCAAAAUCCUUCGUCGCCUUCAGCUCCCCCCGACCCGCAGGUACAGUGAAUUCACAUGGCCACGCUGAGCCACUCGCACCGUUCUCUCCAUCCGUCACGUAUGCGCGUUGUAUGCUUUGCCGAUCAGCAUACACCUGACGACGGCAAGUCGUCGUAUCGCCUCGUGAGCACCACUGGCCGCCAGCCGACCACAUAACAACAACCCCGGGUAGCUACCUGCACUGACCACACAGCUCGCCAUGCAACACACACAAGAUGAAUCAAUCAAUCAAUCAAUCAUGGCCCCUUGCUGCGCUGUGGUGUCUGUCCUUAUUGUGCAGGCCGGUUCUCGUCUAUGUGAGGCGGAGCUGUCGUGUGUGUUUGCCAACUGGCAGCCGUGCGAGCUGACUCGGCUGCGUCCGGCCAUCGGGACGUCUCUGUUCCUCCAUGCUGCCGCCAACUACACCCACCUGGUCAUCGACUCGACCGCCGAGAGACCGCGGCAGAUGUGGGAGCGGAUGCGGCUUCCCAUCGCACACAAGAGGGGUGGCAGGGCGAUCAACCUGCGGCAUGUGGGCCACCGUGCUGACGACCCCAAUGGCCAACGCAUUCACGACCGACAACGGCGUGUCGGUGACCAUGAGCAAGCUUGA
Messenger RNA from Vitrella brassicaformis, 2260 nucleotides. The record is from the annotation of a GenBank genome assembly. Lineage: Eukaryota; Vitrellaceae.